GUAUAGUGUCUUUCCAUUAACUACAACACCAAAAAUAUAAGAAAAUGGAUAACAAUAAUGAUUCACCAAAAUCACUAACCGGACAACACUUUCUGUUCGUGACAUUUCCAGCACAAGGCCACAUCAACCCAUCUCUCGAGCUCGCCAAGCGCCUCGCCGGAACAAUAGCCGGAGUUAGAGUCACCUUCGCUGCCCCUAUCUCCGCCUAUAACCGCCGUAUGUUCUCCAAAGAAAACGUCCCUGAAAACCUAAUCUUCGCCACUUACUCCGAUGGCCACGAUGACGGCUUCAAGUCCUCCACUUCCUCGGACAAAGCUCGCCAAGACACUGCGGGACGUUACAUGUCUGAGAUGAAAAGACGCGGCAGAGAAACCUUAACCGAACUAAUCGAAGAUAACCGGCUUCAAAACCGGCCUUUUACCUGCGUGGUUUACACCAUCCUCCUCACUUGGGUCGCUGAGCUGGUGCGUGAGUUUCACAUCCCAUCUGCUCUUCUCUGGGUCCAGCCCGUAACUGUCUUCUCCAUCUUCUAUCACUACUUCAACGGCUACGCAGAUGCAAUCUCAGAGAUGGCUACUAACGACCCUUCUGGCUCUAUUAAGUUACCUGCUCUGCCACAGUUUUGUCUCCGUGAUCUUCCCACGUUCAUCGUCCCUGCAAACACGUACUCGUUUCUCCUACCGGCGUUUCGAGAACAGAUAGAGUCGCUGAAGCAAGAGGAAAACCCUAAGAUCCUUGUCAAUAGUUUCCAAGAGCUUGAAGAAGAAGCUUUUAGCUCGGUUCUUGAUAAUUUCAAGAUUCUGCCCAUCGGUCCACUGAUAACAUCUAGGACCGACUCCGAGAGAGGCGCUGAAUACAUACAGUGGCUGGAUACAAAGACGGAUUCAACCGUGUUGUAUAUUUCUUUUGGAACACUUGCCGUGUUGAGCAAGAAACAGAUUGUGGAGCUCUGCAAGGCGUUGAUACAUUGUCGGAGGCCGUUUUUGUGGGUGAUUACGGAUAAGUUAUACACAAGUAAAGAAGAUGGGGAAGAGAACGAAGAAGAGAGCACAAGGAGUUUCAGAGAAGAGCUGGAUGAGAUAGGAAUGGUGGUUUCUUGGUGCGAUCAGUUUAGUGUUUUGAAGCAUAGAUCGAUAGGUUGUUUUGUGACGCAUUGCGGGUGGAACUCGUCGCUGGAGAGCUUGGUGGCGGGAGUUCCGGUGGUUGCGUUUCCACAGUGGACUGAUCAGAUGACGAAUGCAAAGCUUCUAGAAGAGUGUUGGAGGACAGGUGUGAGAGUGAUGGAAAAGAAAGAUGAUGCAGAGGUUGUGGUGGAGAGUGGGGAGAUACGGCGGUGCAUUGAGGAAGUAAUGGAGGAGAAGUCGGAGGAGUUUAGAGGAAAUGCGGCGAGGUGGAGAGAUUUAGCGGCGGAGACGGUGAAGGAAGGAGGAUCUUCGUUUAAACAUCUCAAAGCUUUUGUCAGUGAGCACAUUUGCUGACACUUUUAAAGAGAAACAGUUGCAUCCAUCCAUGAUACUGAUACUUGAUGAGAAACAGAAAGGGAACAUAAGAAAACAAAUGGUUAAUGAGGCUGGGAGACUUUCAUGAAGAAAAUUUGGGAACAAAUUCAAGACUUGCAAGAAGCAAUAUAAAUCUUAUAUAUAAGAAGUUGAGUCGGAACAGAACAUGACUUGGUUUUGAUACAACUGGAUUCAUCAACAUGAGUGAGGAAUGAUGGAGCGAGCAAUGUAAGGUACAAGUUCUAUGAUCCCUUUAGAUUCACUGGUUCAGUUUUUUAUUCAGUAUGUUAUCACUUCUUAUAUCAAUACAGCAAUUAACGUUUUAUUGUGUUCAGUUCAUUGUUUCUGUAUUAGACUGUUUACAUUGAUGUAUUUGAUUGUUUGGACACUAAGUUCAUGAAAGUACUGUUAUCUAGAUUGUGUUUGACUAAUGAACUAGCUGUAUAAGUCUUUUUACACUAAAGUUUUUUUCCCACUUUGAAUUGUGUUCUCCUUGCUUCGGGAGUGGCAUGGUGCUAGAGAAAUAAAAUAUAAACAGGUACCAGACAUAGAUUUGAUGGAGAAUGUCGUUGGGACGGUUUAUAUUAGUGGAUGUGAAGUCGGACUGCUCAACAAGGUGAAGAGGUUUUAGAUACAAAGUACUCGUAUCAUGUGGAUGAUGCUUAUGUUGAAGUUGAUGCCGAAUCAAGGCAUGAUAUCCCUAUUCAAGGAACUGAUCUUGGAGCUGAACCAAGGCAUGAUAUCCCUACUCAAGGAAUUGAUAUUACAUCUGAAUCAAGGAAUGUUGGCCCCUCCUCUUCUAGGUCAAAUUCUAAUAAGAGAAGAUCAAGGGUUGCAUAAGCAAUACACGUUGUGGCAGAUGUGAUUAGGAAGAGUGGUUAAUCGCGUGACAAGAUUCUUUCCCAAAAGAAUUGUCUAACAGAGAACCAUCAUGAGUUUAGUUGUAGUCAGCUUCGGGAGGUUCUAUACUCUUUGCCUACUAUAAGGGUGUAAUCUCUUUUACACAAAGCCUCUAUUAACCAUCUCAAGAAAGAUCCUGAAAAUCAUCAAAAAAAACUUGUCUUAUAGAGAGGAAGAGAAUAAUGUUCUCUAUUUGGAGUAUGCAACCGGUGAAAGCAGAGAUACAUGAAGACUUGUUUAUGUUUAGUCUAAUAUGAAUCAUGUUUAUGAUUAUAUUCAUGACUUUAUUUUAAUGAGUUUCACUCUACAAAACUUUCCUAUGAUUUUUUUAUUUUGAAAUGCAACUCUAGUCGAUCAGCUGUUUUUAGGCAAGGAUCUUAUGUAGCGGUACAUACACUUAUGUAGCUUUGAUCAUUAAGAUAUAAUGAAAAAUCAAGUAUGUGGUAA
This is a messenger RNA of Brassica napus (rape), 2846 nucleotides long. Its product is annotated as UDP-glycosyltransferase 75D1. The record is from RefSeq and is a predicted model, not a curated record. Bases 45 to 1478 code for a protein of 477 amino acids. Gene Ontology annotation, molecular function: UDP-glycosyltransferase activity. The transcript has 3 exons. NCBI's taxonomy places the organism in Eukaryota, Viridiplantae, Streptophyta, Magnoliopsida, Brassicales, Brassicaceae.